This is a messenger RNA of Coniophora puteana RWD-64-598 SS2, 1075 nucleotides long. RefSeq lists its product as uncharacterized. Gene Ontology annotation, biological process: canonical NF-kappaB signal transduction. The coding region runs from base 53 to 1075 and encodes 340 amino acids. Lineage: Eukaryota; Fungi; Basidiomycota; Agaricomycetes; Boletales; Coniophoraceae. The record is from RefSeq and is a predicted model, not a curated record. The transcript has 2 exons.
GGACAAUACAGGAUACCCAAGUGCAGCUCAAAACUCAAGUUAACUACCAACCAUGCUUGGUUAUCUAGCCUUUCCGCCACCCACCCCCGGUCUCCGCCUAGACACGAACACCAUCCCCGCCCCCGCACCGCGGGACCUCAGCCCCGCCACAUCCCAACCGGACUCGAGCCGCGCAGCGGCACGCGCCACGUUCGAAGAAGCGCAGCGCACCGCCGCGCAGCUGCGCGCACAGACGCGGGCCGCGGCGCUGGCGAGCGAGGUCGAGUGGGUGCGCGCGGGGGGGACGCUGCGCGACGCGCAGGGGAGGCGCGACAAGGUGCGUACGGAGCGCAUACGCGCGGAGCUGAAGCUGCAGGCGGAGGAGCGCCGUGUGCGCGCGCGCUGGGAUGCGCAUGAGCGUGCGUGGGGCGCGCUUGUCGCGUCCGAGGGCGGGGUGGCGUUUGGGGAUAUACCGUGGCCUGUGCAUGGGCCGCUGCCGAUGCCCCCGGCGGAGGGUGCGGCGGGUAUGCUUGGGGUGGAGGCGAUUGCGGGGUUCUUGUUUGAGAGUCUUGGGUUGAGAGGGAACACGGUUAGCAGGCGGGAGAGGAUCCGUGCGGCGCUGCUGCGAUGGCAUCCGGACAAGCUGGGCGGGGUCGUGGAGAGGGUCGUGCCGGAUGAGUUGGAGCUCGUCAAGGACUGCAUCAACGCGGUGUUUCAUAGCCUCAAGAAGAUGCAAGAGCAAGAGCGCAAUGCACCUCUCUCCCUCCCACCUUCCCCAUCUCUUCUCCCCCACCUCUCUCCUUCUUACCUCUCCCUCUCCUCCGCCGGUCCUAUGGGGCCUGGUCGGUCUGCACAUGCAGUGUGGGACGGUGUCGGCAGUGGUCGUCUCCGUGCUGCCGUGUUCUCGCGUCCCCACGUCGUCAGCGAGCUUUUGCUGCUGCGACUGGCGCUUCGUCGGGAACGCGCGCGCACGUCGAGCCUGCUGCCCGCACCUGACCGCGGCGCAGACCGCCCGGCGCUGGCCGGGUUUACCACCUGCUCGCACAGCGGGAUUGUUGAUCUCUGGAGUGGCGAUGUGCUCGGCUGGACCCAUUGA